Guillardia theta CCMP2712 is the source of this 186-nucleotide messenger RNA. RefSeq lists its product as hypothetical. The annotation marks the transcript as partial. Lineage: Eukaryota; Cryptophyceae; Pyrenomonadales; Geminigeraceae. The transcript has a single exon. The record is from RefSeq and is a predicted model, not a curated record.
AGUCCUGUCUCACCCACCCCCAUAAAGGUUCCAAUUUUAAUUGCAGACCCACCACACACAAAGGAGUACCCACCCCCUCUGGAAAAUACUCCAGAGGACUUUACUACCCAACCCCAACUUCGCUCAACAGAUGACCCACCAGGCUGGAGUCGAGUAAAACACCAAUACCCCUCCUUGUGCCGCUGA